AAAGUUAUCCUAAAUUAACGCAUAAACCCUUAAACUAAAAAAAGAACUCAGGGAUGCUACUGCAACACAGCCCUUAAACUGUGUGAAUUUUACAUUUAUUAUCAGUUUUUGAUUUUAAAAUCUAACAACUAAGAUGUUGUACUAUCUGGCCGCUGGUCCUGAUGUAAGCCAACUAGUUACAAUGCUCUUGAAGCUUAUAAAUGCAAAGAAGACAAUAGAAAUUGGAGUUUUCACCGGAUACUCCCUUCUCACCACAGCUCUUGCAAUUCCAAAUGAUGGCAAGAUCACCGCAAUAGAUGUGAAUCGAGAGACAUAUGAGAUAGGUUUGCCCUUCAUCCGUAAAGCAGGUGUUGAACACAAAAUCAACUUCAUUCAAUCUCCUGCUCUCCCAAUUCUUAAUGAGCUUCUACAAGAAGAAGAGAAUGAAGGGAGUUUCAACUUUGCCUUUGUGGAUGCAGACAAGAUCAAUUACUAGAACUACCAUGAGAAACUGAUGAAAUUAGUGAGGCCUGGUGGAAUGCUCAUCUAUGACAACACUCUCUGGGGAGGCACUGUUUGCUGGCCAGAGGAGGCUGUUGCUGUUCCUGAAGGCAAAAGAGAAUCUAGGAAGAGUGUGAUGGAGUUUAACAAAUUGAUUUCAGCCGA
Rubroshorea leprosula is the source of this 645-nucleotide messenger RNA. NCBI's taxonomy places the organism in Eukaryota, Viridiplantae, Streptophyta, Magnoliopsida, Malvales, Dipterocarpaceae. The record is from the annotation of a GenBank genome assembly.